Molecule: messenger RNA, 4903 nt
Organism: Oncorhynchus nerka (sockeye salmon)
Lineage: Eukaryota; Metazoa; Chordata; Actinopteri; Salmoniformes; Salmonidae
Product: junctional cadherin 5-associated protein-like
Exons: 3
Coding region: 104-4903 (1599 amino acids)
Biological process (GO): positive regulation of blood vessel endothelial cell proliferation involved in sprouting angiogenesis
Cellular component (GO): ruffle membrane; adherens junction
Source: RefSeq, a predicted model, not a curated record
CCUCUGCUGAGCCUUUGUGCUCCAGUUUCUACCACCAGCACUGCGCUUAAGGAACAAAAUAAACACCUUCGCCCUCCUGCUGCCAAGACAGACACACACCACCAUGUACAGCGUGGAGGACCUCCUCAUUUCUCACGGAUACAAACUGCCCAAGACAAGCAUCCCCUGCCUCUCUUCAACUUCAUCCGCCACCGCGCCUUACGAAAAGCAGUGCCACGCCGCCGCCGAUUGCCACCGUGAAACCCCAGCAGCAGAGAACCAGAGAUCUGGUCGUGGUGGACCACUGAACGGGAAUGAACAGGCGGGAGACAGAGGGGCCUGCGUCUUCAGCAGCAGCAGGCAGGCACUACUGGCGAAGGGCUACCCCGGCAGCUGCGACAAUGAGAGCGGCGGGGAAAGGAACCAAAGGAGAAAAGAAGCUGUCAGCGGUAACCUAGGUGACAGCCUCGCACAGCCCCUGGGCGAUUCUCUCGCCACGGAUAGCGGGUUCUAUGACGCGCCCAGCUUAACCUAUUCUGAGCAGGUCGAGAGAAGAGAGCAGUUGGAUGAGAGGGAUGUCUUCUACUGGAGGAGGAGAGGCCAGGACUUCAGUGUCCUCCUGGAUUACGCCGACGGCCGGGAGCUGAGAGCAUCCGCUGGCUUUCUGAAGGCCUCUGAGGCGGCAUGGCGACCACAGGCCCUGAUCGCAGAGGACCAUAGGGGAGAGAGGGAGAAGCUGCAGCAGCAGAAGCAGCUAUGGGAAGACACCUCCAUCUCCUGGCUGAGAGAGGCCGAUGCGGCUCCUAGACAGUUAAGGGUAGUGACUGGGGUGACUGGGGAGCGGAAGUGCCAGAGCCUGGGCACAGAGGAGUGGAAGCCUGCAGUGGGGCUGGGGAGGCAGCUGUCGGAUGGGGAGGGCGAGAGGUGGGCUCAGGAGCAGCAGCACCGCCUGAGGACUCAAGAGAGCACUGGUUCUAUCCUCCCCAGAACCAGAAGGAUGUCCCAGUCCCUCCCCAGAGUGUUGUCACCUGCUGGAGCUACUGAACACGCAAACACACUGUCCAGUUUGGUCAGUUUCCAGCUUCGACCAGGCCAGGUUGAUAGACAGAGAGUGAACAGCACCGUAUUUUCCGGGCCUUAUAGUCGGUAUUACCACAGUGCCGCAGUCAGCAGGGACCGGUGGGCCAGGAACAGUUGGCAAAGCGUUGGACAUGUUGCACUUUUACCAAAGCCCAGGUUCAGCAGGCCUGUCAAGCCUCCAUCAUACGAAAUACACCAGCAGACUAGGGGUAGCCAGGAGAUGCUCGCUGUAGCUGUAAUAGAUCAGCAGGGAGGGUCCAAACAACUGAAAGACAACAGGCCUGUCUAUUACCCACGGGAUGGAGAAUUGCAAAGACAAGACUAUUUUGCACAACACUCUGCUAUCUUUGGCAUGGAGCCCCCCGGUUAUAUCCCGCCCCCGUCUUAUAAGAGAGCCCUGCCCCCAAUCAGGGGAGGACCAAUCAACCGCAACGAAGUGGCAAACUAUAAGUGGAGGGGGGACAUGAAGAUACAGAUGCAUAUGCCUAUGAGCUCAGAGGCGGGAAAGUGGUUCUCCGGACAGACAGGAGGGUCGUGGCUGGAACACUACGGGGAUCGGGGUAUACCCUACAGGAAACAGGUUAACGCUAACCCAAACCUUAACCCUGGAUACACCGAGGAUCUGGGUCAUGUUCACUAUUUACCCUUUGAUAAUCCGCGAGUGAGACAUAUCUCAGGAGGGCCUGGCGGAAAUUCUCUUACUGACACUGACAAGUUUAUCCGAAACAUAAAGAAAGAGACUCCCUGCGCUAACGUUUUAGGACAAUCUACACACGAUAGUGCCUUUCCCCCCCCACAGGGGCUCUCUCUCAAUAACGAUUGCCGCAAGACAUCUCUCAAUGACAACGACGGUGGUAGUAGUACUAGAUGGUGCAACAGGGGUUUAAUAAACAAAGGAAGUGUAGACAGUGUAGCUCCUGAUCAGAGCUGUGGUAUCUAUCCAACAGCUUUUCACAUUAGACCUGCUCAGCAACUGAUCAGGCAUGUGCACCAAGGUCAAGGUGUGUCAGAAACUGUAACUCAAGUGAAAACGUCAGUCAAUGAGCCUGACUCCACAGAGAAAGAGAAACCAAGAAAAACUGACUCAGAGAAAACAGAAAAAAAUGAGAAAAAGAGUGUAAAACAAAAACUUAGUGAGACAAUAUUCUGUUUGGUGUCUGUUCCUGUCCCUCUAACGCCGGGUGGUACGUCCUGUGAUCAAAACAACAACAAUGACGACGAGAAGCCACCAAGCCCAGUCCGGCCACCAAGCCCAGUGGACAGUCCGAGUGAGAACAAAACGGGCCACUUAACAAACCAAAGUUUCCAAAGCACAUCUUCAGCAGAGGCUGAGCUGCAAGCACUAACCGGUAGCAUAGCGAGCAGCAGAUCAAGCAGCAAAAUAGUGAGAAAACUCCCUAUUAAACCCCACAAAAUAAACCAUCACAAGGAGCUGAAACUCUCAGGUGCCUGGCCUGGGAACCAAUACCGGGACCAGGAGACCCAAACUAGCCCAGAAGCCCGAAAGCCUCAGCAUCCCCCUCCUCCAGGCACUGAAAACAAGGAAGCACAAGACCCUCACGUCCCUGCCCCAGGCUCCUCUGACGUCAUCACCCAAGAUCCCAGCGGUGUGGGCAAUACUGCAUUCAGCUGUCCUAUAAAAGGGGUGAAGAGCCUGAAACCAUCCAGCAACAGCGCCUUUUCCAGAACGGCCACUUUCUCCAUUUCCAGCCAGCUGAUCAAGAGCACAGCUCACCCGCCAGCAGCGCCACCACCACCACCACCACCCUCAGGAAACACGAUGGAGGACAAACCAGCAGCGACCUGCAGUGGGCAGGAAGCCUUCGGUCAGUUCCUGCUGAAGCCCGUCAGCAGGCGGCCAUGGGACGCCAUCAAGGAGCUGGAGACUAUCAACAAAGAGUUCCAGGAUCAGCAGCAGAAGCAGCAGAGCAGCAAGAGACCCAGUGUUGACCAGUGCAUUGAGGACCUCAACGAGGCCUACAAAGACAUCCUAGAGCUAGGCACUGCCAGCAAUAACAUUUCCAACAAUAGUGGUGCUGUGCAGAUCCCUGAGCGGAUCAAGAUAAGGCUGGCGGGGGAGGCAGGGCUCAGCAAGCCCAGCAGCCUUAGGCGCAGUAUCGAGAGCUGGUCUGUGUCCGUCGACCCGGAGUACGGGGAGGUUAAGAGUGCUUUCUCCAGACCUGCUGAAAGAAAAUCUGUGACUUUCAGCAAGCAGCUAAGAGAGGAGCUCCCUGUCCCACCACGCAAGCCUACAGGAUUCAGAGAAUACAGGGUUGUUUCGAACUUGUCGCAGAGGAGAAGUAGCUGCAGUGGCAGGACAGUGAAGCUAGACCUCCCUUCGCCUUCGGAGACACCACCGCCUUGUCACUUCACCGGCCCUAGUGACUUUACUGACUCUCCCAGUGAUCCCAGCAAGACCAGAGACUUCAGUCCAAUGACUCCAACAACGCACACUGCAGCCGAAGUCCCCUGGGCAGAUAGGCAGCCGAUGCAGGACGCCUCCACACUUACGAGUCCCCCUGACUAUGAGGACAUAUGUCAGUCUUUACAAAAGACCCGAGACUCAGAGGUUAAUAAAACGUUCACCGCCAUAUCUAAACCUGGUGGUGGUAGCUGCGAUACAGAGCCUCUAGAGGGAGCCUGUUUAGACUCUGCAGAGGAAUGCCCCAUUUGUAAAAGAGAGAGCGAGAGCCAGAUGUCCAGACCAAGUCCAAUGUCUCCGCUCCACGAGGAGUCAAGCCCAGACUUAUCCGAUCAAAGUAGCGCAACGAUUGUUGGCGACCGUGACAGUCCACAAGGAGCUGAAACGUCUGAAGAACCAGCUGAAGGCGAAGGAGACACAAAGGUAUCCUCUGACUCUGGCUCAAAUCAUUCAGAGGCUCAGACAAUAUGUUGCGAUUGGAGGAAGCAGCUGUCACUCAUAGAUAAGGUGGAGGGGAGUGUCACUGCCGAGAAGACCAAACAAAACCAAGCUCUGGCAGUGGCAGAGGACAUUGGCAAUCCAUACAAACUUAAAUGUGCUGAGGGCAUUCCAGAGAAUGAAUCCAUAGAGGAGAGGGCAGCCAGGAUAUUAGGGAUUGAUGUACCUGCAGAGUCUUUAGUCACAGGGGAGCAGCGGGUUAGAGAGACGGCAACAGAGAGUAAACCCGCUGCUAGUGAAGAUACAGAAAGCAGCAGGGCAAACGAACAGACAGUACAAACACAUGUGAGAGAUCCAGAUUCUGAGGAACUGGACUCUGGAACGGUAUCUAGAGUGCCUCCUGACAGGCAGGAGGCAAAAGAAAAGGAGACACCACAGGAUAACCCAGAGUACAUCAGGAGUGCCAAAUGGACCCAUCUGGGUCGAGAAACUCCAGGUAUGCAGGAGUUUCCGCCAGACAGACUACCGCUUUCGGUCCCCAUUAACCCUGACCUUAAGCUGUCCCACAGCCUGGAGGGAGAGAUGAGGGGCAGAGGACCCUUGCAGCGCGUAGACGCCCUGCAGGAUAAGCUGACUGCAUCGCCCAGCCACCGGGUGGCGGUAGAGCGCCGGGCACGGAUGAAGGAAGUGGACCCAGUGUCGCGCAUGAGACGCCUCAGCAUCAGGAGCACAGACUCUGGGGGGGAGGAGGGGGAGACCAAGCGUGGCGGUGGGCAAGUGGAAGUGCUCUCCCUACCUGCUUCCUCCCAGAGUGAUACUGUGGAAGAUAGAGAGGCCUCUGAAGACACAGUGUUGCAAGAUGAGGUGUCAUCCCUCUCAGCCAUGCCCACCGAAUUCCCACAUGGGGCCAAUGGGGUCAUGUUUGCCGGUCUACUAAUGGAGAGUUCCAUGCUUCCCUUCCUCGCUGAGUGGCUGGUAACCUAA